Solanum dulcamara is the source of this 929-nucleotide messenger RNA. Its product is annotated as cell wall / vacuolar inhibitor of fructosidase 2. Gene Ontology annotation, molecular function: enzyme inhibitor activity. NCBI's taxonomy places the organism in Eukaryota, Viridiplantae, Streptophyta, Magnoliopsida, Solanales, Solanaceae. Gene Ontology annotation, biological process: negative regulation of catalytic activity. Bases 155 to 715 code for a protein of 186 amino acids. The record is from RefSeq and is a predicted model, not a curated record. The transcript has a single exon.
CCUUUUCAUACAACUAUAUUAUUCUAUCUAUACUAGACCAAGAAAUCUAACAUCAAAAUCCCUUUUUAGUUUCUAUCCCCGAAUACCCUCUUCAUAUAUAUCCAAAACAAGAAAACAAAAUAUUGAAAAGCAAAUCAAUCUUUAAUCAUCAAGAAUGACUUGUAAUUUCCACUUCUUAUUGAUUCUUGUUUUCUUGAUUUCACUCCAACCAACAAUUUCCACAUCAUCAUCAAUUGAUUUGAUCCAAAAAACAUGUAAGAACACAAAAUACUAUGAUCUUUGUGUGUCAUCUCUCAAAUCAGAUUCCACAAGUCUCAAAGCAGACACAAAGGGGUUAGCAACUAUCAUGGUCAAAAUUGGAAUGGUCAAUGCCACAGCCACAAACACUUUUCUUUCUUCACCUGAAUUAGUAGUUAAUACUACUAAUUACACAAAUAAUGAUUUGGCAUUAAUGAAGAAACUCCUCAAAGAUUGUGCUGAUAAAUAUACAUUAGCCACUAAUGCACUUCAAGAUUCACUUCAAGAUUUGAAUAAUCAAGUUUAUGACUAUGCUUACAUGCAUGUUAUGGCCGCGGCUGAUUAUCCUAAUGUUUGUCACAAUGGAUUUAGGAGGAAUCCAAGAUUAGAUUAUCCAUCUCAACUUGCUAUUAGGGAAGAUGGAUUUAAACAUAUUUGUGAUGUGGUUUUAGGUAUUCUUGAUGCUCUUGGUUGGUGAAUUUUUUUUGCUUUUACUCCCGGAAACAGAUCAAGUGGAGACGGAAUGGGGCCUGUAGCUCAGAGGAUUAAAGCAUGUGACUACGUACCACGGUCCCCCCUCCCCCUUUUAUGGGGUUCAAUUUCUUGCUUCUUUUUUACUUUUUCUUUUUUUCAUGUGAUAUGAAAAAUGUUAACUUUUUCUAUAAUUAUGUGUUUUGGUUGGUCUUGUCAUA